Molecule: messenger RNA, 2952 nt
Organism: Arabidopsis thaliana (thale cress)
Lineage: Eukaryota; Viridiplantae; Streptophyta; Magnoliopsida; Brassicales; Brassicaceae
Product: Leucine-rich repeat (LRR) family protein
Exons: 1
Coding region: 90-2648 (852 amino acids)
Source: RefSeq, marked reviewed
AUAAUUAACCUUUCCUUCAUUCUUAGCCUUUUUUCCCUCAAGACUCUUCUAUUAAGCAGCCUUGGGUCUUUCCCAAGGUUUUUCAUAAAAUGAUUAAAACAAAAAUGGAGAGGCCCUUUGGCUGCUUCUUCAUCCUCCUUCUUAUCUCCUAUACCGUCGUUGCCACCUUUGACGAUGAACCUUCUUUCCCCGAAAACGCCGAUCUCACAAAAGAUCUAGAACAAAAAUGUUUUAGCAUCAAUAAAGUUGAUCCUAACCUCAAAUUUGAAAAUGAUCGUCUCAAAAGAGCUUACAUUGCUCUUCAAGCAUGGAAAAAAGCCAUUUACUCUGAUCCAUUUAAAACUACGGCCAAUUGGGUUGGUUCUGAUGUGUGUUCAUACAAUGGAGUUUAUUGUGCACCUGCUCUAGAUGAUGAUAGUCUCACGGUCGUAGCUGGAGUUGACCUUAACCAUGCAGAUAUAGCCGGACAUUUACCACCAGAGCUUGGCCUUAUGACGGACCUAGCUUUAUUUCACAUCAAUUCGAAUCGGUUUUGUGGGAUCAUCCCCAAAAGUUUAUCGAAACUCGCUUUGAUGUACGAAUUCGAUGUUAGCAACAAUCGAUUCGUUGGUCAGUUCCCUGAAGUUUCACUCUCAUGGCCUUCUUUGAAGUUUCUUGAUCUAAGAUACAACGAAUUUGAAGGAAGCUUGCCAUCAGAAAUCUUUGAUAAAGAUCUUGAUGCAAUUUUCUUGAACAACAAUCGGUUUGAAUCGGUUAUCCCCGGUACAAUUGGGAAAUCGAAAGCAUCGGUUGUGACAUUCGCAAACAAUAAAUUCAGUGGUUGUAUCCCAAAAUCGAUUGGUAAUAUGAAGAACCUCAAUGAGAUUGUCUUCACUGGAAACAAUUUAACCGGUUGUUUCCCAAACGAGAUUGGUUUGCUUAACAAUGUGACGGUGUUUGAUGCAAGCAAGAACGGUUUUGUCGGUAGUUUACCGUCAACCUUGUCCGGUUUAGCUAGCGUUGAGCAGUUAGAUUUAUCGCAUAAUAAGCUCACCGGAUUUGUUGUUGACAAAUUUUGCAAGUUGCCUAAUUUGGACAGCUUCAAGUUUUCUUACAAUUUUUUCAAUGGAGAAGCUGAGAGCUGUGUUCCAGGGAGAAACAAUGGGAAACAAUUUGAUGAUACCAACAAUUGCUUGCAAAAUAGACCGAGCCAAAAGCCGGCUAAACAAUGUUUGCCGGUGGUUAGUCGUCCUGUGGAUUGUAGCAAGGACAAAUGCUCUGGCGGUAGCAAUGGUGGCUCUAGCCCAUCACCAAAUCCACCAAGGACGUCCGAGCCAAAGCCAUCAAAACCAGAGCCGGUUAUGCCUAAACCUAGUGAUUCAUCAAAACCCGAGACACCAAAAACACCUGAACAACCUUCACCUAAACCUCAGCCACCAAAGCAUGAAUCUCCUAAACCGGAAGAACCGGAAAACAAGCAUGAGCUACCAAAACAAAAGGAGUCUCCUAAACCACAACCGUCUAAACCUGAAGAUUCUCCUAAACCAGAACAACCAAAACCAGAGGAGUCACCUAAGCCUGAACAACCACAGAUACCUGAGCCUACUAAACCGGUUUCACCACCAAAUGAAGCACAAGGACCAACACCGGAUGAUCCAUAUGAUGCAUCUCCGGUUAAAAAUCGUCGUUCUCCGCCACCACCCAAGGUAGAGGAUACACGUGUACCACCACCACAACCACCAAUGCCUUCCCCAUCACCACCAUCACCGAUUUACUCACCACCACCACCGGUUCACUCACCGCCGCCUCCGGUUUAUUCAUCACCACCACCACCACAUGUCUACUCUCCACCUCCACCAGUUGCUUCUCCUCCACCGCCAUCACCACCACCACCAGUUCACUCUCCUCCACCACCACCGGUUUUCUCUCCACCACCACCAGUUUUCUCUCCACCACCACCAUCACCAGUAUACUCACCACCGCCUCCAAGCCACUCACCACCACCACCAGUAUAUUCUCCGCCUCCACCAACUUUCUCACCACCACCAACACAUAAUACAAACCAACCACCAAUGGGAGCUCCAACACCGACUCAAGCACCAACACCAUCCUCUGAAACAACCCAAGUGCCAACUCCAUCAUCAGAAUCAGAUCAAUCACAAAUUUUGUCACCAGUUCAAGCUCCAACACCGGUUCAAUCCUCAACCCCAUCCUCUGAACCAACCCAAGUGCCAACUCCAUCAUCAUCAGAAUCAUAUCAAGCACCAAAUUUGUCACCAGUUCAAGCUCCAACACCGGUUCAAGCCCCAACCACAUCCUCUGAAACAUCUCAAGUACCAACUCCAUCAUCAGAAUCAAACCAGUCACCAAGUCAAGCUCCAACACCAAUUCUUGAACCGGUUCAUGCCCCAACACCAAACUCUAAACCGGUCCAAUCACCAACACCAUCAAGCGAACCGGUCUCAUCACCAGAACAAUCAGAAGAAGUUGAAGCACCAGAACCAACACCCGUCAAUCCAUCAUCAGUACCAUCAUCUUCUCCUUCCACUGACACAUCUAUUCCACCACCGGAAAACAACGACGAUGAUGAUGAUGGGGAUUUCGUCCUACCACCACACAUUGGAUUCCAAUAUGCAUCGCCACCACCACCAAUGUUCCAAGGAUAUUAAAACCAAUGUAGUAGUGACAGUGUUACCCAUUUUUAACAUUUCUGUCCAUUUUUUCCAUGUGAAUUAUUUGUAUCAAACGAAAAAGAUAUUACAAAGAUGAAAAAUUAAAAUGCCAAUAAUUAUAUAGUAGAUUAUCUUUCAGCAGAUUUUUUUUUGUUGAAAUUGAAGUAUUGAACUAUAACACGAUGCGAUUUGUUUUUUCGGGGUAAAGAAGUUAUCAUUUGUUUUGGCCAUUUUAUGACUUCUAUUCUAUUAUUUGAGAAGCAAAACAUAAAUAUCUAUAUUUGUAAAAUUUAAUAUCUUA